CACCUGGCAGUGUCUGGAGACAUUUCUGGUUGUUAGGUCUGGGUGGGAGCGGGGGUGUUGGCAUCGAGUGGGCAGAGGGCAGAGAUGCUGCUGGAUAUCCUACAAUGCUUUUGGAUACCCCUCCCCCAACAAAGAAUUGUCUGGCCCCAAAUGUCAAUAGUGCCAAGGCUGAGAAACUGGUGCCACAGAGGAUGUCAUCUGUGAAGGGUGCUGUGAAUUAACCCCUUCCUUCAGUAGCCUUUUGUGCCCAUCUCGAAUGGAAUGCUCAAACGUAGUUAAAGAUGGUCUCUCAAAAAUAGCAUAGACCUCUCUUUGAACCUUAAAAAAAAGCCAAGCUCCUCAUGGCCAACUUUUCUGGUAUAUAACACAGGAAGUACAGCCAUAUUUUAAAUGAAGAUUAAGGCCCAAACAAGAUUGAAUAACGUCCUAUAAUACAUCACUGGGCUGACUUGAAGAAAAGACCGGGCUCUUGGAGGGCAGUGAAAUGAGACCUGGAAAGAGCUAACAUGCUUGUGUUCACGGAUUCUCCUACAUUGGCACACUCUAGGUAGUAAGCUGUAGGUCAGUACUAAGCUGGGUCAAGAAACCUUAUAUUUUGAUCUCAGUUCUUGGGAGUGGGAACUGCACCAGAUCUUCCUGGUUGUGUAAUACACUGAAAUGGACGCAGUGUAUACUGGGACGCAAGGCUGUCUGCUCACACAUCAGCCUCUCCCCGGACUAUAGGGAGCCAGUUCUCAUAGAGGUUGUCAUUCUGAUUUGCCUGAGUGCUAUGAGAAACUUCCGUAUUUUUUGCAUAAAGCAUUUAGUAAGUAAGAUUUCUUUAGUCUGCUCUUGCAAUUUUUUUUGGCUUGCCUCUUUCAGUAGUUUGUAGAGAUUUUUGAAAAUCUAAUAUAGCUAAGAAUGCAAGAGGAGACCUGGAUUUUCCUCAUCUAAUUUUUGUAGGUGAGGGAAAUGAACAAUAAGUCGAUUUCCCUUGUAUUGGCACACUGACGCACGUUGAAGAGUGAGGGCUCCAAGAGAAUACUGUCCAACGAGGGAAGGUAUUGAAACAAUCUUUGGAUAAUUCACCUAGAAUGUAGGGCAUCUUCUUCAUCCAUUUCGCUGUAACUCUUCCAUGGUCAAGAAGAAGGCCCAUAUUCCAGUCCAAGGCACCACCUCUACUGACACUUGAAAUGGGAAAUGAAUGAUGGGUUUUGCUAGCGGACGUUGUCAUGGAUGAGACCAUUAGAGCAAGUGGUCUAAUGCCCUCAAUCUGACACAUCCACUUGGAGAGGCAUCCAAGAUGAGCCCUUUACUAAAUACUGCCUUAGAGUAAAUGGUCUUGUUUAACUGGUCAUAUUUUAGAUUGGGACAUUAUCUCCCCAAAACCUCAGGAGGAAGAGAAAAUGUAAUGGUCUGGGGCCAAUACUUCCCACUUCAGAUAACUUGCUGUGUCCCCAUGGGAUCGGAGAAGUUUGUUUUUUCUCUCCAGUGCUCUCUUCCCACAUAAUGUAGCACAAAUUGGGAUUUAGGAAUAAAAAAGAUCCUGCCAGAAAUCCUGUGUGUUAAAUAGCACUGAGGAAUGCAGGUCUAAAAGGAAGUUUCUGGAGUUCAUUUCACAUUGCUCUGAAAGUCAGCACAUGCAGCCGCCAAAUCACAGUUAGCUUAGAAUGUACGAGUGAGUUCUCAGUAACAGGAGCACCAAGGGUUAGAAAGUUGAAAAUAGAUGUCAUAUGAUACCAGUGAUAACUCCGUGAGAUUUUGCAGUACCAAGAACGUAUACAGACUGUAAGCCAAAAUGGAAGACGGUCCUGUUUCCUAUGGCUUUAAAAACAUUUUUAUUACAAUGUUUGCUACUUUUUUUUUCUUCAAACUUCUAAUUAAAGUUUGUUUGGCUCUCCUAACUCAUUUCUAUAUCGUCAAAGGAAAUAGAAAAGAAGCGGCUAGGAUAGCAGAAGAGAUCUAUGGUGGAAUUUCAGAUUGCUGGGCUGACCGAUCCCCACUUCAUGAAGCUGCCGCCCAGGGGCGCUUACUGGCCCUUAAAACUUUAAUUGCACAGGGCGUCAACGUGAACCUCGUGACCAUUAACCGGGUGUCUUCGCUCCACGAGGCGUGCCUUGGAGGCCACGUAGCCUGCGCUAAAGCCUUAUUGGAAAAUGGUGCGCACGUCAACGGAGUGACGGUUCACGGAGCCACGCCCCUGUUCAACGCGUGCCGGAGCGGCAGCGCCGCGUGUGUCAACGUGCUGCUGGAGUUCGGAGCCAAGGCCCAGCCCGAGGCGCACUUGGCUUCACCCAUUCAUGAGGCAGUCAAGAGAGGUCAUAGAGAGUGCAUGGAGAUCUUGCUGGCAAACAACGUUAACAUUGACCAAGAACUGCCUCAGCUUGGAACUCCCCUAUAUGUGGCCUGCACCUACCAGAGGGUAGACUGUGUGAAGAAACUUCUAGAAUUAGGGGCCAGCGUGGACCGCGGCCAGCGUCUAGACAUGCCCCUGCAUGCGGCGGCGAGGCGGUCCAGUGUGGAAGUCAUCCACCUGCUAGCCGACUACGGGGCUCCCCUGAAGUGCAGAAACGCCGAGGGCAAAAGCGCGCUGGAUCUGGCCGCUCCCAACAGCAGCGUGGAGCAGGCUCUCCUGCUCCGGGAAGGCCCACCUGCUCUUUCCCAGCUCUGCCGCCUGUGUGUCCGGAAGUGCUUGGGUCGAGCAUGUCAUCAAACCAUCCACGAACUCCAUCUUCCAGAACUGCUGGAAAGAUUCCUGCUGUACCAGUAGUCCCAAAUGGCCAUGGGAAGAUACUUGGAAAUAAGCAGGUUGUUGCCUGCUGUAUCCAGGGUACCUAGUCUAGAUGCCUAACCACUAGACUCUAUCUUCGAAUGAGCUAAGUCAGUUAGUGUAGGUCCUGGAUGAACUGGAACCCUUGAGGAGUGGAAACUCCUGGUUAAUGCUCUCAUUAACCAAGGGACAGCCAGGAGCCUUUUUGUUAUUAGCUUUUGUUGUUAAGAAACUUUAAAAAUCUGUGAAGGGGAGUGAAAAUAAUCUAUGUUUGAAGAUUCGUGAUCUUUAAUUAUCUAAGGGUCAAUAUUCUGAAUAUCAUGCAGACACAUGUAAAUCUGGGUGAAUAAGAUUAUGAUGAGCGUAAGUAUUUCAAGAUGUGUUCCUGAUUUAGUUCCUCCUUCCUUUCCCCUUUCUUUCUUUGCUUCUGUGAAUAAACCUCUGCUAUAAUUUUGAUUUCCUUGCUAUUUAUAUAUACAACAUACAUAUAUACAUGUAUAUAUACAUACACGUACACACACACACACACACAUAUAUGCUGAAUACAUUAAAAGCAUCACAGUUAACAGAAACUUCCAGUUACUGAGGUCCUGGUUGAUAAGAGAGAUGUUGGAAGAGAUUAGCUCAUCACUUCUGAUACUAAAUGCUGUUCUUUGAAGCAAACAGGUCUAGGCUCGAGCAACAUUGGGCGCUCCCAACUAGCUGAACCCACAGGCACUGUUUGAUACGUAUUGCAACCUAAGCAUCCAUCAGCUUAUUUGCAGAGUCAAGAGCCUCAGGGUUUUUGUCUGACAUGUUAAUGCCAGUCACUGAGAUGGGCUCAAAGCUGGGUCAAUAUUAUUUCUGUGAGUCUGGGCCCCAGAUAAGCAUGAUGAUUAUAAUAGAAAACAUAGCCUUCCCCUCCCACUCUCUUUUUCUUCUUUUCCACUCCUUCCCCUUCUGCUUUUCCCAUUGCUAGCCCUUCUUUCUCUCCUCCUCCUUUUUGUGAAUUUGGAACAUGGAAAUUGGAUAGACCUUUAAUUGUUUUAAGUACUACUGUCAUGGUUCUGUGACUAGAGUCAUAUUAGCUUCUAAGAAGAAAAUUUUCUCUCAAAUGAUCCUAAGGUUUGUUUCAAACAUGUAUUUUUCCCCCAGUUUUUCUAGCCCUUUGAUUCUCAACUGGGGACAAUUUUGCCCUCCCCCCCAACUUAAGGACAUUUAAUGGCAAAGUUUGGAGACAUUUUUAGUUGCCACAACUGAGGGAGGGGUGCUACUGACAUCCAGUGUGGAGGUCAGAGAUGCAGCUAAUCAUCCUGUGACCAGGGCAGCUCUACACAGCAAAGAAUUAUCAGUCCAAAAUGCCAGCAGUGCUGAGAUUAAGAAACAUUGCUCUAAACCUGGGCUAUUCGGUACAGGAGCCACAAGACACAUUAGGCUGUUGAUCAGCUGAAAUGUGUCUAGGCUGAACUGAGACGCGCUGUAAUAUAAAAAAAUACUGUGUUUCGAAGAUUGAGUACAAAACAUGAAAUAUUAAUAAUUUUGAUGUUGAUUACACAUUGAAAUGGUAAUUUGAAUAUAUUAGGUUAAAUAAAAUACAUCAUUAAAAUUAAUUCCACUUCUUUUUACUUUUUAAAUGUGACUACCAUACAAUUUUAAAUUAUACACGUGGCUAGCAUAUUUAUGUUAGUACUGUUCAAGACCUUUUUCUGAUUUUCACAACUUUGGAAUAUCAAAUAAGUGUUAACUACCUGGGGACAAAAGAUUAAAUUAUUUUAAAUUCCUAUUUAACAUCACAUUCCAAAAACAAAUCUUGGUUUUCUGAAAAUGUUAAAAAAUUUCAAAUGCUCUAACAUACUAGAAGAAAAUGUUCAUAAAUGUACAUGAAAGGGAAGGUCUUUUCUAAGCCUAAUAUCAAAGGCAGAAACUUUAAAAGAAAAUACUGAUAAAUUAAAAUACAUAUCAAAGAUAUUCAGUAAUUAAAAUAUAUAUCAUAGAACAUUCAGGAAUUGGAGGUUUUCUAUCUUCAAAGUGUUCUCCUGAGCGCAUUUUUUGGUCAACUUGCAUCUUGUUGAAUGUCUGAGCUCUGUGUUAAGCCCCAGGAUGUCCUAGGAUAUUCCAUCUGUCUGUGGCCCCAAGGAAGUCGAGGAUCCUGCUGUUCCAUCUGCUUUCUGAAACUGCAGACCAGGAAUUUCAUGAAUUAUUUGUAUGUACCUUCCAGCUCUGGUAGGUGUGUUCUCUGUGUGUGUGUGUGUGUGUGUGUGUGUGUGUGGCGGGGGCAGGGGGACACUUUAAUUCUGAACUGAGUCCCAAGAGACCACUUACCAGACCGAUCCUUCGGAUUCCAGAAGGAUGUGGAUGCAGAACAGGGCCAGAUCCCUGUGUCUCGGAGCUGUUGUGCUGCUUUAUGAUUUAUGAAUAUAGAGAUUGGACAUGAGGUGGUCUUUAAAUUCCCUGUGAGUCCUGCAGUCCAUCAAGCUAGAAUUAGACCAUCAGAUGGAAUCCUCUGAUUUAUACGAUAUUACAUUGCUUGCUUUUGGGGGGUUCUUAACCCUAAUCUAGAUUAUUUCAUUUUUCACUGGACGUGGGAUGUUUUAUUCCCCAAAUGGUGUAAUUUUCUACAAUUUCAAUCAUAUUUGAAGUGCUCUAGGAUCACUUUUCAAUUAAUUCAUUCAAUACAUUUUUCCCCAGCAUCUAUUAUGUGCCAGGUAUAAGGCUCUGAAAAAGAUGGACAAGGUCCUUGCCCUCGACAAACUUAUGCGUUACUGGAGGCAACAGGGAAUAAAGCAACACAUACGUACAUAUCAUCCUGUCAGGAAAGUGAUAAGACAAAUAAAGCAGAUUGGGGUAACGAGAGCUACUCUUUUAGAUAAUUAGGCAAGGUCCCUGGCAGGGUGACUGAGUUGUGAAAGAACUCCUCAGGCAUGUGUCUAGAAUUUAUUAGUUCAUUUUUACUGUGAAGGUUUUAGUGACUUUUUUCAGUAUAUCACAUUUGUUGUUUUGUUUUGCUCUCUUUGCCUGGUUUAAUGUCGUGAUCCUGUUAUAAAAGUAUUUUUGAUUCCUGCUUUUCCCCCAAACCAUGUUGUAAUGAUUUUCUAAGUUUCAAACCCUUUGAAUCUAUCCUCUUAAAUGGCUGCAUCAUAUCCCUUAGCUAUUUCCAUAUUAUUGGAAUACUUAGAUUACUUCUAAUUUCUUGCUGUUACAAAUAACACUAGUGUGAACUUCCUUUUUUAAUAAAUCUUUUUAAAUGUUUGAAGUAUUUCUUAGAAGAUGUUCAGAAGAGGUAUCUACCGAUUAAGAAAACUAUUUAAAGUAAUAGUUAAAAAUAAUUGAAAAGAUUACACGAUAAAUCACUUUACGGGAAAAAUAUUUUCAUAACCACGCAGAUCUCCAAUAUUACCUAUCCAUGUACCAUGUGUCUCCCUAUAGAGACACCUAAGACGUCGAUCUCUAUACCCUGUGUCUGUCUGUCUCAUCUGUCUACCCAUCCAUCAUUUAUCUGACUAUAUUCCUCAUCUGCCUUGACCCAUUAUUUUAAAAAAAAGUAAGCUUGCCUGUUUUAUUUGAAGACUUAAGCUUCAACUCUUUCAACAUCCCUUAAAGUACUUAAAAGGUGAGGUAUGUCAUUCAACAUCUCUGUUUUUCCUGUGUCUUUUAUUAAGGGACCGUUUCUCCCAAAGUGUUUCUGCUCCCUGAUAUGUCUGCUGUCGCCUUGUCAAAGAAACCUGAGGCUCACAGAUGAUACUUUGCUCAGUAACAACGCUCAUGGCUGAGACAAUUUGACGCACGUACCACGACGAGAACGGCGGAGGCUUCCGAGACGUUGCCUGAAGCUGGCAGGGUGAGGGGUGAACGGUGGAUGAACAGCUUGCUGGGGGAGGGCGCGCUCAGUGUCGGAGGACCUCCCGAGCUGACCCGUCACAGAUGGCUGCCAGCAGCUGCUGCCUCGAGGACACUUGCUCGUGGUGUCGACGAUCUCCUUUCUUCAGCGGAGUUGGCACUAGGACGAACACAUGGGUCACACUCAGAACAGCAGCUUCCUACUUUAACACGGGGUUCACCUGUAAAACAUGUACCCAGAUUUUAAUUUUUAUAUGGUACAUUCUCCCCCACCACUGUUGUUUUGAUACUUCCGCAGCCUACAGAAAAAUGACAAGAAGAAUACAAUGAACAUUUGGAUACCCAUCACCUCAGUUCACCAGUUUUUAGCAUUUUGCCACAUUUGCUUCUCUGUGUGUAUGCACACACGUGCGUAUAUGUGCAUACCUGUGUGCAUGGGUGUGCACACGCCUGUAGAAUUAUAUGUAUGUAAACCGUGCAUAGUGUAUACAUAUACCAAUAGUUUUUUUAAAGAUUGAUUUAUUUUUGAGAGAAGGAAUCUCAAGCUGACUCCCCACUGGGUACAGAGCCCACUGUGGGCUUGAUCCCACGACCCUGAGAUCACAACCCAAGCUGAAAUCAAGAGUCUGGAACGUUUAACCUACGGAGCCACCCAGGUGCCCCUGUGCAAAUAAUUUUAAAUGAGCCAUUCGUGAGUAAACUGUGGAAGUCAUGAGUCUUCCCCAAGGCCAGGAUUAGCUGAGGCGAGUGUUGCAAAAAAUUUAAAGGGGCACCCAGAAACUCUUAUCAUCAAAGUGAAUAUUGUAGUGCUAUCUUUAAAAAAACCCGACAUUACAGAAAAAAGCCCAGGAUGAUCAGAAAUAUCAAAAAUUUUUAAU
Messenger RNA from Ailuropoda melanoleuca (giant panda), 7443 nucleotides. It is a transcript of the gene ASB11, whose product is annotated as ankyrin repeat and SOCS box containing 11. Gene Ontology annotation, biological process: intracellular signal transduction; protein ubiquitination; positive regulation of protein catabolic process. Gene Ontology annotation, molecular function: protein binding. Lineage: Eukaryota; Metazoa; Chordata; Mammalia; Carnivora; Ursidae. The record is from RefSeq and is a predicted model, not a curated record. The transcript is spliced from 7 exons. The coding region runs from base 1778 to 2749 and encodes 323 amino acids.